Molecule: messenger RNA, 2293 nt
Organism: Spinacia oleracea (spinach)
Lineage: Eukaryota; Viridiplantae; Streptophyta; Magnoliopsida; Caryophyllales; Amaranthaceae
Product: mini-chromosome maintenance complex-binding protein
Exons: 14
Coding region: 219-1994 (591 amino acids)
Biological process (GO): DNA-templated DNA replication
Molecular function (GO): chromatin binding
Source: RefSeq, a predicted model, not a curated record
AGAGAGUCAACCAUACGAAGCGUUUUGUCCUAAUACUCCACAGAAACCCGCGUUUAGAAACCUCAACGAUCGGGAAAUGGCGGGAAACCUCCAUUGCCUAGAAAAAUAGCGGGAAAAUCCCACCUACAUACACUCCCCUCUCCUCCACGCCGCUCUUCCACCAGUCCACUCAACCAAACACACAGGAUACCGUUUGACGAAGAGAGAGAAAGAUCAAGAUGGUAGGACUACCGUACGACUGCCUCGCAAACCCUCUCGGAGCCGUCCGAUUAACCUUCGACAAAGCCGUCUCCUCCGGCCUCAAUCCCUCCACCUCAAACGGCGGCGAUUGGGGCUCCGCUGAUCUCUUCCGCCAAUUCCUUUUCGAUGACGGAGGCCAUUCUCAGGUUCCGAUUCUUAAUGCUGAGAGUGUUAAGCAUUUACCGCCGAAUUCUUUGGUUCGAUUUCGAGGAAUGAUCCAAGAUAUGCUAGGAAAUGAAGUUUAUGUUGGUGCUUACAAGGAUGGUUCUACUUGGAGGACUAAUAAAUUCUCAGAUGUUUCUCAAAUUGAAAUGGAUAUGUCCCCUGAUAUGAAGUUAUGGGAGCGUCGCUUGCUCUAUUGUGUUCCUGUCCCGGGGCUGAAUUCAUGGGCAGAACCUCUGGAAGCUCUGUCAAAUCAGCAAAAGACUUUCCCUUCUGAACAAAGGGAGAAGCGUCCUAGGGAUGAUGAUGAAGCUGUUGAUCAUAUGGAGUUGGGGUCAAGUCAGGGCUGUCAGGAUUCUCCGAUUACCAAAAAGAUGAGAGAUGAGGCGCAUCCUUCCUCGUCUGCAAUGCAACAAGACAUGGUAAAUGAAGGAACCACUCCUUUCUUUGGAUCACCUGAGUCAGAGAGAAAUUCUUUUCCUUGUCUGGUUAAGAUCUAUGACACCCCUGAAUCUGAUUUAAAAAUGAAUGAGAUUUUUGAGUUUAUCGGAGUCCUGAGUUUUGAUCCAGAACUAGCACUAAGCAAGGAUGAGUCUGAUAUGCAGUCAAACGACCUUUUUGAAGAUGACUUGGUUCAGUUACCCCCUAGCAAGGUACCACGUAUCCACUGUCUUGUACACAAGAAGCUUGUGGUCCACGAUUUCGUUGAUGGUUCAGCCAUGGCAGAAUCAAAUCCCUCACUGAUCAGAGGAACAAGGGAAAGCUUGCUUAGUCAUCUCACUGCUGUCCUUGGAAAUGACGGGAUGGCAGCUCAAUUUCUGUUGUUACACCUCUUAUCUCAGGUCCAUGCCAGAGUUGAUGGUGUCCCUGUUGGGAAGCUUGCGCUUAAUUUCACUAACUUUAGCAAGGAAACAACAUCGGUCUUUGGCAGUCAGCUUAGUUCCACAAUGAAGGAACUUAUUCCUUUUACACAGAAAAUAUCUCUCACAAUCGAGUACCUUAACAAUGCCGCACUUGCCCCCAAAAAGGAUUAUCAAGCAAAUAAAUUGGUGUCUGGAGUUCUUCAGCUGGCAGAAGGGUCACACUUAAUCAUCGACGAGACUGAGUUGCAGGCUGGGACCCUGAACCCGAUGGGAGUUGAAAAUGCAAGAUCAUUGAAGAACUUGACAGAAUCACAGCAGGUUGAAUAUGAUUUCCAGUACUACAAAAUGGAGAUGACGGCAGAUGUGCAACUGCUUGUUCUAUCUGAGGGGAAAUCCAACAUUCUGCCAGCCGAUGUAGUACUCCCUUUUCAGCCUUCAUCAACAAGUCCCCCAGAAAUUGUAGAGGAAGCUAUAGUACAGUCUUGGAGAUGGUACUUAGCCAACCUACGAUCACUAUCACAUUCAAUUACUCCUGAAAUGCAAAAGGUGGUCGAAGAAGAUCUAGUGGCAGCUAGGCAAGCAGACCGGAGCUUAGGGAGCCAAGAUUUUAGCAGAUUGCUGACAAUGAGUAGACUUAUGUCAUUGAGCUUUGGCGAGACAAGUCUGUCCAUGGAACACUGGCAAAUGGUGAAGGAAUUAGAAAGACUUAGAAAAGAGAGACUGAGAUGAAGCCAUUUGAAACAUGUAACAAAAAUGUCGAUCUAUAUUGCUGGGACCCACGCCACGGAUGAAGUCCAGUGUCCAUGCUCAUGGAGUCAUGGCCACUCCAUAACAAGUCCUAGUAACAUAGUCUAUGGUUAUUCAAGUGGCAUCAUGUAGAGCUGGUUUCACUGUGAUCUGCUGAAAUGUGGACAUAAACAUAUAUAGUUGUCAUGUUACUAAUGUAUUCAUUCAAAUCAAUCUACCAUCUUUGUUAUCAUUUUCUACGCACAUAGCUUUCAACGCAAUAAAUGUGAAUGCUUUCUAGA